Messenger RNA from Chlorocebus sabaeus (green monkey), 6132 nucleotides. RefSeq names its product TIMP metallopeptidase inhibitor 4 (gene TIMP4). Gene Ontology annotation, cellular component: extracellular matrix. NCBI's taxonomy places the organism in Eukaryota, Metazoa, Chordata, Mammalia, Primates, Cercopithecidae. Gene Ontology annotation, biological process: response to hormone; negative regulation of membrane protein ectodomain proteolysis; response to cytokine. Gene Ontology annotation, molecular function: metalloendopeptidase inhibitor activity; protease binding. The record is from RefSeq and is a predicted model, not a curated record.
UCUGUCCUGUUCUAUUACUGUUUGCUGUUGCUUUGGAGCCUCAUAAAUAGGGCAUUGAAAGCACUUCCUGCAGCUGAAAGAAGCCCUGAGUAGCUCGUCUCAUUCCCAGCGUGCAGCUCAGCAAGGGGUCCGUCCUUCUCUGUCACUGUCUCUUUUGCCUGUUGUAAUUCUGUCUGCCUCUCUGGGACUCUGCCUGUCUCACUCCUUCUGUCUGUGCCUCUCCUCACUCUUGUUCUUUCUGCCUGAAUCACAGGCCUCAGUCUUUCUGUCCUCAUGCAUUUGUCUUUGUGGCUCUUUCCGUUUUUCUGCCCUUGACACCAUCCCCUCUCCCAGUGCUUUCCCUUUACUUCCAGACCGCUUCAUGACUUAGGCAGGGAAACAGAGGCCAGGGCCUCUUUCCUGGCUUCCCUCUGCAUCUUACUGAGUAUGCAGGUCGGAAGAGCCUCGGGUCCUGCCGCCGCGGGUGGCCUAGAGCCAAAGGAAGGCGGAGCCCAUCGGGGCGGGAUUGGCCCUUAGGGCCACCUCAUAAAGCCUGGGGCGAGGGGCACGACGGCCUUGGGAAGGAGCCCUGUUGGGGCUGUUCGGUCUGACAGACCUCACAGGCUCAGUCGGGCUCUGCAGUGUCAUGCCUGGGAGCCCCCGGCCCGCGCCGAGCUGGGCGCUGUUGCUGCGGCUGCUGGCCUUGCUGCGGCCCCCGGGGCUGGGCGAGGCAUGCAGCUGCGCCCCGGCGCACCCUCAACAGCACAUCUGCCACUCGGCACUUGUGAUUCGGGCCAAAAUCUCCAGUGAGAAGGUAGUUCCUGCCAGUGCAGACCCUGCUGACACUGAAAAAAUGCUCCGGUAUGAAAUCAAACAGAUAAAGAUGUUCAAAGGGUUUGAGAAAGUCAAGGAUGUUCAGUAUAUCUAUACACCUUUUGACUCUUCCCUCUGUGGUGUGAAACUAGAAGCCAACAGCCAGAAGCAGUACCUCUUGACUGGUCAGGUCCUCAGUGAUGGAAAAGUCUUCAUCCAUCUGUGCAACUACAUCGAGCCCUGGGAGGACCUGUCCUUGGUGCAGAGGGAAAGUCUGAAUCAUCACUACCAUCUGAACUGUGGCUGCCAAAUCACCACCUGCUAUACAGUACCCUGUAUCAUCUCGGCCCCUAAUGAGUGCCUCUGGACAGACUGGCUGUUGGAACGAAAGCUCUAUGGUUACCAGGCUCAGCAUUAUGUCUGUAUGAAGCAUGUUGAUGGCACCUGCAGCUGGUACCGGGGCCACCUGCCUCUCAGGAAGGAGUUUGUUGACAUCAUCCAGCCCUAGUAGGGACCAGUGACCAUCACAUCCCUUCAAGAGUCCUGAAGAUCAAGCCGGUUCUCCUCCCCUGCAGAGCUUUGGCCAUUACCACUUGACUUCUUGCUGCCAGCUAAUAAGAAGUGCCAAGUGGAUGGUCUGGCCACUGUCAGGGAAGGGGCCAUGACUUUUCUGCCCUGCCCUCAGCCUGUCGCCCCUGCCUCACAAACCCCAUUAGUCUAGCCUUGUAGCUGUUACUGCAAGUGUUUCUUUGGGCUUAGUUUGUUUUCUAAAGCCAGGAUUGUUCUCUUUCCUCCCCAGGAAAACGUGUUUUCCUUUGUCUUAAUCGAUCUGGUAGGGGAGAAAUGGCGAAUGUCAUACAUAUGAGAUGGUAUAUCCUUGUGAUGUACAAUACCAGAAGGUGGGUUGACAGCAUCAUAAACAGACUGACUGGCGGGAAUGAAAACAACAACAUACUGUGACUGUGUAUCCUCUACUUCCCCUGUCUCAACUCAUCCUAAUCCUCUGAUACACUUUCAUCUGUUUGGGGGAGUCAUUUGGGGGACACGGAAUCACUCAACGUGAGAGUUAGAAUGGCCUAACCUGCCUCCCAACGCUGUUAUCCCCUCUACACCAUUUCUGGCAGAGGGUCCCGCCUGGUUAGCACCUCUUUGAAUAAGAAUGCACUUAUUGUCUCAGAAUAGGUACUUCCUCUCCAGGUUAACUCUCCUUAACGCCCUCAACUGAUGUUCAGAAGGCUUCUCUUCUGUCUCUUUUUGAAUUACUAACAUCUUCAUUCCUAUUUCAGAACCUUUUAAAAGCCACAAAGCCUUUUACUUAUAGAGUUGAAAUCCCCCUUUGUUGGCUUCUUACACCACAGAGAGGUGGUCCUCUCUUGAGGGCAAAUUUCAGGAUAGAGCACCAGAGAGAAAUAGCACAAAGGCCCUUGAGGGGAAAGGACGGUAGGUAGGGAAUAUACCUGGCAAUUGAGGCAAUUUUUUUCCAGCGGCCAGCCCUGCUAGAUUUUACAGCAGGAAAAAGCCAGUUUUCAUCCCCAGAGAGCCCCCGUACCCUUCAGCUGAGUACUCUCACCAUUGUGUCUUGGGCUCCCUGAGAUUUCCCAACCAAAGGACCCUUAGGGCUCCUCAGCCUCUGCAAGGCUUCCUGGCUUGCCCUGAAAGGAAAAGUCCUGAUAUUGGCCUCUAGGAUUUAUUAAGGACAAGAGCUUAAAGUUUCAGAGCUUCUCCCUGGGGAAGCUCUGGCAAAGAUGACAGAGAUGGUUCUUUUCAAGACCCAAGGUUGUUUUUUGAUAUGUGGUCUGCUGCCAAGCAGGGUCAUAGACAAUGUGUCAGAAGAAGGCUCUUGAUUUGCAGAAAUCGUGUAAACGGAGACCCCUUUUGGCCAAGGAAGUGGGGAGGCGGGGACAAACAUAAUCUCUGUUCCACUUGGAAUGCUUUGCAGGGAGUCUCCAUUGGUGGGUUAAGCAAGAUCACCAACUGAUCACACCAGCCUGGAGCAGAGGGUGUGGGGACAGGGAAGAAGGGAUUUUGAGCUCCAGGUCCCUGCACAGGAGAAACAUUGGCAAUAGCCUCCUUACCAACCAACCGUCCCAUCUCUCUGCUCCUUCUGACUUACUAGGAUGGCAGAAGGCACAACAUUAACCCAGCCUUAUCACAGUUUGGAAGCGCCAGGGGAAUGGGAGAGUCAGGGGAUUAAUAAUAGUAGGAGCAAUGCCCUAUAUCUAGUAGAGUGCUUCACACUCUCCCAGAGGCUAUUACUUAAUGACUCUCUUAAAUUGUGUAUGUACCCUAUUAGAGUAUCCUGUGCAAGGAUAAUUAUGCCCACUUGACCGUCUUUUUGGAAACUGCACACAGUGAGGAAAUGUAGCUUGUUCAACAACAAGUGGCACAGUCAGGGCUGGGACUCAAAAGCAGUGAGAUCUGAUUGUUGAUCCAGAAGUCUGUUAUUCUCUCAGUUUGAUUAAACUGCCCUUACUCCUGUUCUUCCCUAUUCUAUCUCCAGAAUUUGACAAGAGGCUAUCAGCUAAAAUCUAGCUAUUCCAGCCACACAAGUUCUGUAGUUCAACCCAGUGGAGUCUUUGGGGUUGAGACGCUGAGGCCCUUGUCAGAGCCCCACAGUCACCAGGUGGCUAAGUGCAAAAUGAAAACAGCAGAAAGACUAAUAUCCCCACUGAGCCACUUACCAUCUCUUUGUGGUUGGGGUAGUAUGUCUGCUCAAUGAGAGGGAACUUUUCUCCUCCCAGUGUCUUGUAGAUGGCGACCAGCUGGGCAAACUGCAAAGGAAAGCAAAUGUUACGCUUAUCUUAGAUAACUUCUGAAACAGGCAAAACAUCAACUCAUCAAAUAUUUAUUGAACCUUUGCUCUGUGGAGGACUUUAUGCUAAGCAUUGUGAGGAUAUAAAAGAAGUGUACAAUUCCUAUUCCCAAGGAUAUGAUAUGCAUUAGUUGGGGAAGGGAAAAUGAGUGAGCUAAAAUUCAAUUACCUUUCUCAAUUGUAAUGGUGUUUCAAAUCAAAUUGAUGAACUAUUUUAUCAUCUUCAUUUUACAUAUGGGACCCAGAGAGGUUACAAAACUUUCCUAAAGUCACAGAACUGCAAGGUGAAGUUGGAAGUAAAACUUGGGUCUCUAACUUUCCACAUCUGCAUCCCUGAGUGAUGGCAAGGCAUGAAGCUGGAUAGGUAACAUGGGCCAACUCUUGGAAGUUCAAAUGUCAGGCAAAAGAAUGAUGGAUUUUUCCGGUAAGCAGUAUGGAGCUACCAAGAGUUUCAGCAGGAGGCGUCAUAAAAUGAAGUUCUUCAGGAAGAUUAGAAUGGUCAUGGUAUGUGGGAUACACAGGCCCAGUCUUUCUGGGACUUACUACCCAACCAGGGACUGAACUUACUGGACCCUCUGCCUACGUAUGAGAAACUGGAAUAGCUCCAUGGGGAAGGGGCAAAGUACACAUAUUUACAGUGUCAGGGUUGAAAGGUUUUCUUAGUGCACAGCUGGGCUCCCCCACCCUGCUCCAUUUUAUAAAUGAAGAAGCUGAGGCCCAGAGAGGUCACUUGCCCAAGGUCGCACAGUAGUUAAGCCAGGUUCAUAGCAAGGCCCCUUCAUUUCCAAUCCAUAACUCUCCUUAUUCCUGCAAGUAGCUGCCUUUCAGGCUCUGCAGAAACUAUGCCCUUUCCACAGGAAACACAGGACUUUCCUGCUCAAUCCCGUCACAUACACACCUAUACUCCCAUCCCCAGUGCAUCAGCAGCAGAGGAAACACAUCUCUCUAGGGCUACUGGAUUAGUUCACACUCAGUCACUGGUGUCUGGAGUGGCUAGAAGGGAAAGCUGUUAGAUGAAAUCUACUUAUCAGAGAAAGGAAGACUAGAACAUUUUUCAAAAGCUCAGGUCCUGUUCUCUGCAAGCGAUGCUGGCACAUAAGCCAGGAAGGGAAGAGGAGGUUGGGGCAGUAAAAGCUUGGAACUGGGUUGUUAGAAAACUGAAAUCUUCUGAUUCUUGUUCUGUUAACUUCCUAGGUGUCCUUGGCCAAACGAGUUUUCCUCUCUGGAUUUCAUUUUCUUCAUAUAUAAAAUGAGAGGGUUAAAUUUUAUCAGUUCCUCAAACUUUAUACCAUAAAUAAUAUCUUUUUAUUAUAUUUCCCCCAAACUCUGCUAUCAAACUGCAGUUUAAGUGAUCAUCUGUUGUGGUCCUUUUGUGGGUAUAGAUAUAAUUUUGUUAUUUUUGAAAUGCUGGAAAACACUGGAAUUCCUGAGUCCCUCCCUUUAGUGACAAACAAUUGGUGACUCUAGAGCUCUAGAGCCUCCUCCAGGACUGAAAGGAUGAUUCAUGGACCCUCAAGCCCCUAAGAUAUCACUGUCAAAAGGGACUUUAUAGAGUCUCUAGACCAGCCCUCUCAUUUGACAAAUUGAGAUUGAGGCUGGAGAGCAAAGGAAAGUGCAGGCUCCUGGAUUACAUCCUGGAGUCAGGGCUGCACCGCAAGAGCACUCAGGUCUCUUUUCCUUGCUGGGUGCAUUCACCAUUGUACCCUGCUGUCCUCGCUGUCUUUGGUCCUUCAAUUUGCUUUAACUGUCAAGAAUGAACCCUCAGACUUUUCCUGCCUUCUCUGAUUCUCCCCACCUGCUCAUCUGACCUUUAUGUCCUACCUGCCCAUCUGGGCCUGGACUCCUGCUCUGCCUCUGGUCACCUGCCUGGGCUCCCACGGCUCUCCAACAUCCCUGGGGAGCUAAUGCCAGCUCUGCCAAAUGACCUCUGUCCUGCUGCAGCCCACGCUCUGGCAUGGCACCAAGGCAUGUGGGGCCCUACCUUUCCAGCAUGUGGGAGAGUUACACAGACACCACACGGAUGCCAGGACAGCCUGUGGCAGACUCCCAGAGCCCUGCAACAGCCAACACAAUAAUGACAGCCAGUUCCCAGGCUCUCGUUGGGUCUCAGGGAGCUCACCCCACUCUCCUCUCCAGCAGUCCCUGUCUGCUCAAGGUAGUGAGCUUGGCAUCUAACCCAUACCUCCCUGGAAACUUAGAUUAAAUCACAGCCAUAUAGUCACCAAUUAAACAAAUGUAACAUCUGAUAAGGGCUGUUUACACAUAGAGAAAAGAAUGAAUUUGGGAGCUGGGGGUGCUGUUGGCAAUUAAUAGGAAGAUAUGUCCAUUAUAACCACUCAUCGAAUGAAUCAAGAAAGAUUUCUUGGAAAAAAUGGGAUUCCAGAUCCAUUUGAGUAAUAUGUCCCCAUGCCUAUCACUCCUGGAAAUUAAAUGAUUUAAUUUAACUCUGGUACACUUGUCUCCAAAAACCCAGAAAAACUGACAGAAUUUCAGAUAGAUUGGCAGCAAUAAAGGGUGGUGCCAUUCUU